AUGCGCCGCCUCGGACUCCCGCUGUUCGCUCUGUGGCUGCAAGUGGCCGUCCCCAGUGUCCCCCUGCCCCAUGUGGAACAGUACGAGGUGGUGUGGCCCCAACGUCUGCCACGACCCCGUGCUCGCCGAGCCCUGCCCUCCCACUUGGACCGGUACCCGGAGAGUGUGAGCUAUGUCCUUGGGGCCCAAGGGCACAACUUCACCCUGCACUUGCGGAAGAACAGGGAGCUGGUGGGCUCGGGCUACACGGAGACCUACAGCACGGCCAACGGCUCCCAAGUGGCGGAGCAGCCACAGAGGCAGGAUCACUGCUUCUACCAGGGCCACGUGGAGGGGCACGAGCAUUCUGCCGCCAGCCUCAGCACCUGUGCCGGCCUCAGCGUCAAGUUCCCCAGAAUGUUCAGCCAGUGCAGCCGUGCCGACCUGGAGCUGUUCGUGGAGAAGCCCCGGACGGGCUGCCUGGACAACGCCCCAGACCCUGGCCGGCUGGUGGGCGACCCCGUGUGUGGGAACUGGUUCGUGGAACGUGGGGAGCAGUGUGACUGCGGCCCACCCCAGGACUGUCGGAACCCCUGCUGUAACGCCACCACCUGCCGGCUGGCCCACGGGGCCGAGUGCGCACAGGGCGCCUGCUGCCGGGAGUGCAGGGUGACACCCGCCGGUGAGCUGUGCCGUCACCCAAAGGACGCAUGUGACCUUGAGGAGCACUGUGACGGCCAGCAGCCGGGGUGCCCAGAGGACGCCUUCCAGGAGAACGGCACACCCUGCCCGGGGGGCUACUGCUACAACGGAGCCUGCCCCACGCUGGCCCAGAGGUGCCAGGACCUGUGGGGGCCAGGCUCACGGGCUGCCAUGGAAACAUGCUACACCUACAGCAUCUCGCCCGACUGUAGGGGCAGGAUCCCCCUUGGCUCCAGCAGGGUCAACAGGUGUGGCGUCCUGUACUGUGAGGGGGGACAGAAACCCCCAGAGCAGAGCUCCUGCACCCUCACCUCCUCCUCGGCUGCUUGCCAGGCCCUCGUCCUGGAGGAAGGUGUUGGCUACGAGCCAGUGCCCGAAGGCACCAGGUGUGGCGAGGAGAGGAUUUGCUGGAAAGGCCGCUGCGAGCACCUGCAAGUUUACAGAUCCAGAAACUGCUCCGCCCAGUGCAACAACCAUGGGGUGUGCAACCACAAGGAUGAGUGCCAGUGCCACCCGGGCUGGGCACCACCCCACUGCACAGAGCUGCUGCCCUCCGUGCACACAGCAACCACUGUGCGUGUAGCCAGCCACAGCACCACCCCCUCCAGGGCCUGGCCAGACCUGGCUCAUGUCACUGUGGGCCCGGGGCCAGCCACCACUAAGCCCUCCAACUCAUCAUCUGAGAGCCUGGAGUGCUGUUGGUCCAGGAGCCUCCUGAUGGUCGUGCUGGUGCCUGCGGUGCUCCUGGUGGCUCUGGCCCUCCUGGCAGGUGCAGUCAUCUACCGAAAGGCCUCGGGCCGCAACCUUUGGGGGACUGCAGCACCCAAGACCGCCAUUGGGCUCUCCAACCCCCUGUUCCACGAGGGGCGUGGUGUGCCAGCCAAGGGUGGGGCUCCGGGCCCCCCCCACCACCCCAGCCAGCCCGCCAGGCCCGCGGUCCCCAGGGCGACCCCCAAGCAGCCGCCCCCUGCUCCUCCAGCUGCCACGUCCAAACCCCCCCCCACAGUUCCUGUGUAUACCUGGCCGCCCCCAGACCAGCUCAGACCUGCUCCGCCUGCCAAGCCCCUCCCUGAACUGAAGCCCAAGCAGGUUGUCAAGCCGAUCUUCCCACCCCCGAUGCCACCGGUCAAGCCUGGGGCUGGAGGAGCCCAUCCUGGACCGCCGCCACAGAGCGUAGUCGGUCCCAAGACUGCUCUGAAGCCACCGGUGCAGAGAAGGUGACUCGGGUGCCAGGCCCCGGCCGCAGCGGGGCAGAUGUCCUUCAUGUUGAAGGGACCGGGCCUGC
Messenger RNA from Puma concolor (puma), 1966 nucleotides. Lineage: Eukaryota; Metazoa; Chordata; Mammalia; Carnivora; Felidae. The record is from RefSeq and is a predicted model, not a curated record.